AUGGCGGCUCCUCAAGGGCAGCUGCCUGUCUAUUAUCCCUCGCCUCAAGUAUACUGGCCCUGCCCACCGGGGUUGUAUCCUGAAAACUCGCUGGACCCCUUCCUCCUCAACACUCUCUCGGUAUCUGGCACCUCUGCUAUCGAGCUCGCACGACGCGAUCCGGCCCUUCGCUCAAAGGACGCCAAGAUCAUGGCUGCGCUUUCCCUUCUCGCGGAUGCACGAACCACUCCUGCCGAGCUUGUGGCAGACAUUGCUCAGGCUCCUGCUACAGGCCACUAUCUCUCGCUGAAACGCUCGGGUUUGCUCAAAAAACGCGCACUCGAUUACCUCUGGAACACUCUGUCAAACCUCCCAAGCUGGAAUCGAAAGGUUACAGCCAUGCUUCGUCUGCGAGCUGUCCGCUAUGUCAUAGACAUGGUGGACCGGGAGAUGCAGACAGAACUGUUUCGUAUGUCCUCCCUCACUGUCAAUACUCAGUAUCUCCAGGCUUUUGAUCUUGGCAACCUCACUCGGAGUGUCAAGACGUCUUUACCUGUGGCUUGGGAACUUGUUACUUCGAUUAUCCAGCACCGGAGAGUUCGCACAGAUGAUCUUAGUAAAAAAACCGAGGCGGUUUCUACAGCCCUUAUCUCCCAGAUAUCGCACCUCCGAUCGCAAAAUAACAUGGUCUUUCAGGUUCCGUUUGGCCUUAUGCUUCUAAGUCUUGGUCUCCCCACUCGUGCUUUCAAUAUCUUCGCAGCUGUUGGUCUUUGUCCUGCUUACUCAACCUUGCGAACGACUUACCAGGCGCUUUCUGACGAGCGGAUUGCUCUCGCGCGCGAGGUGGCACUAGGAAUUCAUGGUAUACAGUGGGACAAUGUGCAUAUAUCGACCUCUGCACACCCAACUCAGCGAGACAUGGCUCGCGGAAAGGUCUCAACAGGAACACAGGGCAUUCUCUGCCCUCUACCUCAUGUCCCACACUCUGUGGCCUACUCGCUAAAUGAACAUCUCGCUCGCCGGGCUUCACUUGAUCUCAUAGACUACAAAUUUGAUAUUCGAACUGAUCUGGAGCAGGGUAUCGAUAUCUCGUACCACCUAGUCAUUGACACGGUCAAGAUCCUUCGAGACUCGGCUGGGAACGCGUUUGAUUACUUGGGCGACCCAGACGAGCUUCGACACCAUUCAUAUCUGCCCUUACCUGCUGGGGAAAAGGCUGACCAGUACUCACUACCCACAACCACAAUAGACGAGUCCACCACAGUCGGAAAUAUCGAGUUUCCCAAUGUCACAUACACAGUGCAGCUCAAAAUAUCGCCCACCCACUUUGAAGGUCUCAACAUCCCUCUGAAUGCUGAUCAGUCAACGCUUGCACGCCUCCGAAGCGCCAUGGAACUUCGAGCCGGCGAUUUGAAUGCUUUUCAUCGUCUUGAGGUCUUCCAGCUCAGUCCAGGGCCCUUUCAUAUUCUCUUGAACCUUGGCUGGCAAAAUAUCGCAGUGCACCGAGGCGAUUAUCGUGAUCCAGGCAGCUUAGCUUGGUGUAUCAAUAUACUACGGCUCUCUCGGCUUGGAGGCGACAAACCGGACUAUAAACUCAUGUGCACUCUCUUUAUUCAGGUGCUACAAGCUAAUCUACUCGUCUACUGGGAAGUUGAGACCGGCAAGACAAUCCGAGAGCUAGCUGAUGCGAAACUGAGCGCAUCCGAGCUCUUUUCCAUUGGCCGGCGCAUAUAUCUCAAAUAUUUCUCGGACGACGCAAUACAACGCCUUGGAGAGGGCCUAGAAGUCGACCAGGCAUUCAAGGAUGUCAUCUUGCUGAACCGUGACUUGCUGGUGUUCUACGAGCUUUCUCUGGGCGUUUCUUCAGGCGAUUUCGGGCGGAUUGAGCUCUUCUUGGGUAUACUUACUGAGGGUUUUGCUGGUGCAGGUCGCUUCAAUUAUAUGACUGAAAUGCUUCACCUACUCCAGAACCUCAAGAAGAUCUGGAUACCUCAGUUCGCCGAUGUCAUGCGUCAUUUUAUGCUAAUCAACAUGUCUGGACGGCCGAAUCAUGCAACUGGACGAGACAUGGAUAUUGAGCACCUCAUCAACGCGAUGAAGGCGUACUACAUCCCCAAAGGAGUUCGUGGACACUGGGGACAGCUCUCGACUUAUGCCACUCUCAUCCCCGUGCUUCGCCCGCUCAAAUUUCAGUUCACCAAGUUCUUUAACACAUGCUGGAUGGGGACUACUCACACUGAACCAGACACCUCUCGAAAUGUUGCUCGACUCAUGCGCAAGAUUUACGAGACAAGAAUCCACAUACCUAUACCUGGACGAACUACUCAUGCUCAAACUGUUGAUGUGAUAUCUGCAGGCAUCGACUAUUUAAUGAAAACCGGCCUUCCCAGCUGGCAGAAGUCAUUCCGGGAGUGGGUUAGAACAAACCAUUACAACUUCGAAGACAGAGAACCAGAACCGGUGCAUCCUGACGAAGAUUUGACAAGUGGAGGCGUUGAGGACCUCCCUGCAGGUAACGAGUCAAAAGAGGAUGAUGACUCUGAGUCAGAGUCUGUGCAUUCAGAUAUUGAUGACACGGAGUCUAGAGGUGGUAAUGAUGGUGUUGAUGCUGACAUGGAGACGCCGGAGAGUCCUGAGGUUGAUGAGGAUUUUGAUGAGAUUGCUCUCUAA
This is a messenger RNA of Coniophora puteana RWD-64-598 SS2, 2649 nucleotides long. RefSeq lists its product as uncharacterized. The transcript has 5 exons. Lineage: Eukaryota; Fungi; Basidiomycota; Agaricomycetes; Boletales; Coniophoraceae. The coding region runs from base 1 to 2649 and encodes 882 amino acids. The record is from RefSeq and is a predicted model, not a curated record.